This is a messenger RNA of Fonsecaea erecta, 417 nucleotides long. RefSeq lists its product as hypothetical. The record is from RefSeq and is a predicted model, not a curated record. The transcript has a single exon. Bases 1 to 417 code for a protein of 138 amino acids. Lineage: Eukaryota; Fungi; Ascomycota; Eurotiomycetes; Chaetothyriales; Herpotrichiellaceae.
AUGUCAGUGAUCGGCAUUUCGCCCAGUGAUAUUGUCGGAGGGGUGCGAGUUGCGACCAAAGCCAUAGGCGCUCUGAAAUCAGGCACAGGAGCACAGGCACAAUACCAAGAAAGCAAGCAAAGUCACGAUGAACUCCAUACCGCUGCCCAAGCCCUUUCUGCGACCUUCUCGUCUCUCGACGUCCCAAGCGCGGCUUCUCUGGGUCAAUCCUUCGAUCAAUUGCUGAAAACCCAUCAGCUGCGGCAGAAAGACAUGCAGAAGUACGAAGAGGCUCUAGGUCAGGGCUCGUCUUCCAAAAAGACACGCGGAAUACCACAAAAAUUGCGGUGGGUGUUUCACGGAGACAAGGAACUACGUGAAUCGGACGCAAGAAACAGGCCGGCCGUGGAUGCCGCGAUUUUGAGAACUCUCCAGUGA